AUGUACAACUUUGUAAAAAUAUUUCGCUCAAACUUCAUAGACAUAAAUGCUGCAAACAAAUUUGAAAUUUUUUUAAAAACGAUACUGCGCAUUUAUAAGACGCCAGCCCGAACGCACCUACUGGCGCAUGCAGCGGAUAUAUCGGCCAUAUACGGGGUGAGGCAAAUAUACAAUUAUAUGAAGAACGAUGAAGAAGGAAGAACUGUGCUGAAAGAAAAACCAUUGCUAAUACGACAGGACAUACAAUUUAAUGAGUUAAAGAAACUGCCAAAAAAUACACUAGGAUAUAAGUAUAUGGAAUUUCUGGAAACUAUCUCAUUUUUUACAGAUUUAAAUUAUUCCUACAUUUUAACAAGAUAUAGACAGAUCCACGAUAUUGGCCACGUGGUUUAUAAUUUAAAUAUAUCGAUCGAGUCCGAAGCAGCACUGAAAUUAAUUGAACUUGUGCAAACCAAAUUGCCAAUAACUCUGCUAGCCAUUUUAGUAGCCCCCUUCAUGACGCCAUUAUAUCGUUUUCAAUACAUCUUUAAAGACUCCAUUCCUCCCAAUUUUCUAACACCCAACUUUGAUUAUACCUACAAUGAUGGGUACAAUUAUUUGGACGAGUUAUCCAUCAAACAGUAUGAGUAUAAUCUGACGGACUACUUUCACGUGGAUAAAAGAAACGACGGAAAUUUCUACUCGAAAAUAUAUCAAUACUACUUUGACAAUAUAAAUAAUUCUUCCACCGUCCGAGGCUCCAUCUUAUACGGGUUUGAAAACAAAAGCAAUAAUGACAUUAUAUAUGACCAUCCCAAUAGGGAGUACAUUUUUUUAAAAAAUUUGAAAAAAAAAUAUCUUCUUUUUCAGUACAAGCCAAGAAAAACUUUAUUACGCGAGUUAUAUCCGUGGGCGUACAUGGCGGGGGUGUCAACAACGAAACCGCUGCAUUCCAUCCAUAUCGAAAAAUGGCUAGACAAGGACAUCGACUUGUUCAGGCGCACGUACAAUAUUACUCCCCUCCCCGAUCACUUGAAUUUGAUGGCUGGGAUUAAUUGA
Messenger RNA from Plasmodium cynomolgi strain B, 1038 nucleotides. RefSeq lists its product as hypothetical. The record is from RefSeq and is a predicted model, not a curated record. The transcript is spliced from 2 exons. Gene Ontology annotation, biological process: ubiquinone biosynthetic process. The coding region runs from base 1 to 1038 and encodes 345 amino acids. Gene Ontology annotation, cellular component: mitochondrial inner membrane. Lineage: Eukaryota; Apicomplexa; Aconoidasida; Haemosporida; Plasmodiidae.